Molecule: messenger RNA, 1328 nt
Organism: Drosophila obscura
Lineage: Eukaryota; Metazoa; Arthropoda; Insecta; Diptera; Drosophilidae
Gene: Fib
Product: rRNA 2'-O-methyltransferase fibrillarin
Exons: 3
Coding region: 108-1151 (347 amino acids)
Biological process (GO): rRNA methylation; box C/D sno(s)RNA 3'-end processing
Cellular component (GO): box C/D methylation guide snoRNP complex; small-subunit processome; Cajal body
Molecular function (GO): rRNA methyltransferase activity; histone H2AQ104 methyltransferase activity; RNA binding
Source: RefSeq, a predicted model, not a curated record
GAACACACGUGUUUUCUUUUGGUACAGCGUUUUGCUGGCCGCGUGUUCCUUCGAAGAUUAAAUUUUCGCUUAAGUUCUAUUAAAAAGUUAAACUACAGCAUUUAAAAAUGGGAAAACCAGGUUUCAGUCCACGCGGUGGUGGUGAAGGCAGAGGAGGCGGAGGAUUCCGUGGCCGAGGAGGUGGUGAUCGUGGUGGUGGCGAGGGACGAGGAGGUGGCGGAGGAUUCCGUGGCCGCGGAGGUGGUGAUCGUGGUGGCGGCGGCUUCGGUGGACGCGGAGGUGGACGCGGCGGAGGCUUCGGUGGACGCGGCGGUGGUGAUCGCGGUGGCGGCCGUGGACGCGGAGGCUUUGGUGGCCGAGGCGGUGGAGAUCGUGGUCGCGGUGGUGGCGGACGCGGAGGAGGUGGUCGUGGCGGCGGAGCCGGUGGUUUCAAGGGUGGCAAAACAGUCACAAUCGAGCCACAUCGUCACGAGGGAGUCUUCAUUGCUCGCGGCAAGGAAGAUGCUCUGGUCACCCGCAACUUUGUACCUGGAUCUGAAGUAUACGGAGAGAAGCGCAUUUCUGUCGAGACCAAUGGCGAGAAAAUCGAGUACCGUGUGUGGAAUCCCUUCCGCUCCAAGCUGGCUGCUGCCAUUCUGGGUGGCGUCGAGAAGAUUCACAUGCCUCCUGGCUCGAAGGUCUUGUAUCUGGGCGCAGCGUCUGGCACCACAGUUUCCCAUGUGUCGGAUGUAGUGGGGCCCGAGGGUCUAGUCUAUGCCGUAGAGUUCUCACAUCGUUCGGGUCGCGAUCUGAUCAAUGUGGCCAAGAAACGCACCAACAUCAUACCCAUCAUCGAGGACGCUCGCCAUCCCCACAAAUACCGCAUGCUGGUGGGCAUGGUCGACACCAUAUUCGCAGACGUCGCCCAGCCCGAUCAGGGCCGUAUUGUGGCCCUGAACGCACAGCACUUCCUUAAGAACGGAGGACACUUUGUCAUCUCGAUUAAGGCAUCCUGCAUUGACUCGACGGCGCAGCCCGAGGCGGUAUUUGCCGCCGAGGUCAAGAAGAUGCAGGCGGACAAACUGAAGCCACAGGAACAGCUCACGCUGGAGCCGUACGAGCGUGAUCACGCUGUUGUCGUGGGCGUCUACCGACCACCGGGCAAGCAGUGAACAGUGUUCAGGGGCGAAUGUGGAUAGAUUUUAGGUUAUAACUUCUUUUAAUACAGACGUUUUGUAUUAAGUUUCUUCUUAUUAAAUAUAAACCAUAGUUUUAAAGAUAAAUCAAAAUGCAAACUAUUUUUGUAGCAGACGUACAAAUACAUAACAGAAUACAAGCCAACAAAACCA